AUGAACGUUACUCAGGUGUUGGAGGGCACCCUGUCGCCAGAUGCGACCACGCGUCAAAAUGCUGAGCAACAGCUGCUCCACGCCGCUGAAGUGGAUUUUCCCACAUACCUCAUCACACUCUCCGAGGGCCUCGCGAACGAAGAGUCACCGAGCUCUAUCCGUAUUGCUGCCGGCCUCGCUUUGAAAAACUCGCUCACAUUCCGAGAUGCUGCAAGGCUGCAGGAAGUUCAAGUCCGGUGGGCACAACAGGUUCCUCAGCCGACAAAAACCCAAGUGAAGGCGCUUUCUACGCAAACAUUGAAUGCGAAAGAUGUUCGUGCUGGCCACUCCGCCGCACAGGUUAUCACCGCUAUCGCCUCAAUCGAGCUUCCUCGCAACGAGUGGCCCGAGUUGAUGCCUACCCUGGUUCAGAAUGUCGGAAGCGGGUCAGAUGCUCUCAAACAGUCCUCUUUGGCAACAUUGGGGUUCAUUUGUGAGGAAAAGGAUGCUGAUAUGCGCACUGCCCUCUCGUUACACUCGAACGCCAUCCUCACUGCUGUCGUUCAAGGCGCUCGUCGGGAUGAAGCAAAUCCCGAUGUGCGACACGCCGCCCUUCAAGCUUUGGCAGAUGCUACGGAUUUCAUCGGCAGCAAUAUGGGCAACGAGGGCGAACGCAACUACAUCAUGCAGGUAGUCUGCGAAGCUACUCAAGCGGAUGACACACGCAUCCAGGCAGGUGCUUUCGGAUGCCUUAACCGUAUCAUGGCAACCUAUUAUGAUAAAAUGCGUUUCUACAUGGAAAAGGCCCUCUUUGGUCUCACUAUUAUGGGUAUGAAGCAUGAUGAGGAAGAUGUCGCCAAGCUUGCCAUCGAGUUCUGGUGCACGGUGUGCGAAGAGGAAAUUACUAUCGAAGACGACAAUGCCGGGGCUACCGAUUCGACAAUGUUCCGACCAUUCUUUAACUUCGCCAGAAUCGCCUGCCGUGAAGUAGUACCGGUUCUCCUGCAACUACUGACCAAACAAGAUGAAGACGCUACCGAUGACGAAUACAAUGUCUCUCGUGCUGCCUACCAAGCUUUGCAGCUCUAUGCUCAGUGUGUUGAGGGAGAUAUUAUCCAGCCUGUCCUGACAUUUGUCGAACAGAACAUCAAAAGUGAGGACUGGCAUCACCGUGAUGCCGCAGUUGCCUCUUUCGGUGCUAUCAUGGAUGGCCCAGAUAUGGAAGUUCUGGAACCGCUCGUCAAGGGCGCUCUUCCUGUACUCCUUGGUAUGAUGGAAGAUCAAUCUCUCAUCGUCCGUGAUUCCACCGCGUUUGCACUUGGCAAAAUCUGCGAAGCUUGCCCUACUGGCGUUGAUACGAGUGUUCAUCUCCAACCUUUGAUUACCGCUCUCUUCAACGGGUUGGCGAGCAGCCCCAAGAUUGCUAGCUCCUGCUGCUGGGCACUUAUCAGCACUGCUGAAAACUUUUCUUUGCAAGGGGAUGCUCAGACAAACCCAUUGUCAAAGUUCUUCCAGGAGAGCGUCAAGAACUUGCUUGCCCUUACUGAGAGACAUGACACUGAAAACCAACUUCGAACUGCUGCGUACGAAGUUCUUAACGCAUGGGUCAUCACCGCAGCCAACGACAGCCUUCAAAUGGUUGCUAGUCUCUCCGACGUCAUUCUCCAGCGCCUUGAACAGACUGUACCUUUCCAGCAACAAGUGGUCAGCGUUGAAGAUCGCAUUGCUCUCGAAGAGAUGCAGUCCAGCUUAACCGUUGUGCUUUUGGCUAUUAUCCAACGUCUCGAAGGAGAGAUCAAGCCACAGGCAGACCGUAUCAUGCACGUUUUACUCCAAGUUCUGUCGACCUUGCCCCCCAAGUCCAGUGUUCCUGAUAUCGUUUUCGCUGCUGUGGGUGCCAUGGCAAGCGCUCUUGAAGAUGAUUUCCUGAAGUACAUGGAAUCAUUCUCGCCUUUCCUCUACAAGGCUCUCGAGAACCACGAAGAGCCUGGUCUUUGCGCCCUUGGAGUUGGGCUGGUUGGUGACAUUACCCGUGCAUUGAACGACAAGGUUCAGCCUUUCUGCGACACAUUCAUGAACCACAUGCUUAGCAUCCUGACUAACAGCGGUCUCCGGGAUACGCUCAAGCCGUCCGUGCUUGUUACUUUUGGAGAUAUUGCCCAGGCUAUCGGCCCGCAGUUUGAAACUUAUCUGUCGGUCGUCGCUCAGGUCCUUCAACAGGCAUCCAGUGUCACUCUCGCUAACGAUGUUGACGCCGACACUGUGCAAUACGUCAUUUCUCUCCGCGAAGGUAUCAUGGAUGCUUGGGGCGGGAUCCUCUUGGCCUACAAGGGGAGCCCUCAAAUCGCUACCCUUCAGCCAUAUGUGGAACCUAUCUUCCAGAUGCUACACCUUGUGUCCCAAGAGGCUCAGCGCAGCGAAGGUCUCAUGCGCUCAAGCAUGGGCGUCCUUGGUGACAUUGCGGACUCUUUCCCCAACGGCGAGUUUGCUUCUUUCUUCCGCAACGAUUGGGUAACAUCUUUCGUUCGGGAGGUUAGAACGAGCCCUCAUUAUGGCUCGCGAACGCUCGACACCGCUCGCUGGGCGCGUGAGCAAGUCAAGCGACAGAUCGGCCUGGCAACUGCCGCUGCUAUGUCAUAA
Messenger RNA from Talaromyces rugulosus, 2619 nucleotides. RefSeq lists its product as uncharacterized. Gene Ontology annotation, cellular component: cytoplasm; nucleus. The transcript has 8 exons. The coding region runs from base 1 to 2619 and encodes 872 amino acids. Gene Ontology annotation, biological process: protein import into nucleus. Lineage: Eukaryota; Fungi; Ascomycota; Eurotiomycetes; Eurotiales; Trichocomaceae. Gene Ontology annotation, molecular function: small GTPase binding; nuclear import signal receptor activity. The record is from RefSeq and is a predicted model, not a curated record.